Molecule: messenger RNA, 2960 nt
Organism: Andrographis paniculata
Lineage: Eukaryota; Viridiplantae; Streptophyta; Magnoliopsida; Lamiales; Acanthaceae
Product: protein kinase STUNTED-like
Exons: 10
Coding region: 525-2462 (645 amino acids)
Biological process (GO): protein phosphorylation
Molecular function (GO): protein kinase activity; ATP binding
Source: RefSeq, a predicted model, not a curated record
AGGGGACCCUUUUCGAGUUUAAACAAAGUAUUCUGUUUGUUAGUUCAGAGUAGGUCGCCCUUCCCGGCAUUUUCUGGAUUUUUAAAUAUCCUGAAUUCAAAACCUGUAGGUAGUCUUUUCCUUUCACGCCCAGAUUCUUUUGCUCCCAAACAAAUUGUUUUACAUAAAUUGAUUUGCAAAUCCAUUGCCUUGCUGGUUUUCGUUCUUGAAGCUGACUUUAAUGGACCCAAAGUAGUUCAUCACUUCCCACUACUCUUCUGAAUUCUUUUCUUUAUUUAUUUACAGAGGAAAUACGCUUUUGAACUAGAGUUUGUUUAGAUUUUUGUAUCUCUCUGGUUGAGGACAUUUUGAAAACAAAAAUUACUCAGAAACCGUAUUCUGGGGAAAGCUGCAAACCCUCUUACCCUGUUUGGAAUCGCAAGACACAUUCGCAGAAAUACAUACGGAUUCCGACACUUUAUAUGGGAAUUUGCGUGUUGCAAGAACUCACGCAAGUGUAGCUAACCAGUUGUAUUAAGUUAACAAUGGCGGUUGAUAUGAUGAUGCCCAAUUUAGGAAGAAAGAAAGUGGUUGUGGGAAUUCGAUUCGAUGGGCACGCCACAGAGCUGCUCGAUUGGGCAGUGAAGAAAGUGGCUGCGCCGGGAGACACCGUGGUGGCCAUCCAUGUUUGCCGGAAUUCUGGUAGCGUUUUGGAAGAAAGGGCGUUGCUGGAUGAGCAAUUGGAAAGCCACCAACGUCUCUGUAAGCAAAAACAGAUUGUUCUUAGUGCAGAAGUGGUGAACGGUAAGUCAGUCAGAAAAGCUCUUGUCCGAGAGGCGACGAACUGCUCCGCUUCAGCAGUUGUUUUGGGGAUAACUAAGCAUAGUGCCCUUAUCAGUGGAUUGGCUUCGGUCGCGAAAUAUUGCGUAAAGAGACUUCCUCCGACUACUCAAGUUAUGGCGAUUUACAACGGGAAGGUUGUCUUCAGCAGGUUUUCUAGGCUUGAAUUCAGAGAUGAUGGAUUGGAGCUCGAGGAAUCCGAUGGAAGAGACAGUGUCGCGAGUUCUAGAGAUGACGAUUGUUUAAGUCCUUUCGGAAGACACAAAAAAGGUUCUCUGAGUACAAUUUCAUUCCCUGCCGCAGAAUUUACAAAGCAACGACCUGGUUGGCCUCUGCUUCAAUCGUCAAGUUUAGCCACUCGACCGGUGCAGGAGGCACGAAAGAUGUCAGUCGUGCAGUGGGUAAUGAAGUUGCCACGGCGCUCUGUGUCUGAAGUUUCCGCAUACAGCUGCAAUACAAGAACUUGUCGUCUAGGAGAUGAUCAAGAUUUGGAGCAAAAAUUUACUAGCUGCAGCAAUGUCUUUAGCUAUGAUCUUCUCCAAAUGUGCACUUGCAACUUCUCCUCAGGGCAUCUUAUUGCAAAGGGAGGAUGCAAUUCUGUGUACAAAGGAGUUCUUCCCUACGGUAAACCAGUUGCCGUAAAGGUUCUGGAAUCCACGAGAGAGGCGCGGAAGGAUUUUAUUCGAGAGAUGAACAUUAUGGCCGCGGUGAAGCACAAAAGAAUCGCGCCGUUGCUUGGAAUCUGCACGCAGGAUUAUAAACUGAUAUCGGUUUAUAAGUUCUUGUCGAAAGGAAGCUUGGAAGAGAAUCUACAGAAUAACAUAAAGCGAGAAAAGCGCGAGCUGUCGUGGGAAGUAAGAUUCCGUAUAGCUAUUGGGAUCGCCGAGGCGCUGAAUUACCUACACAACGAAUGUUCCCGGCCCGUCAUUCACAGAGAUGUCAAGUCUUCGAAUAUUUUACUAACCGACGAGUUCGAGCCACAGUUAUGUGACUUUGGAUUGGCGAUGUGGGGACCGACGACAACAUCGAGUAUGAUUGUGAUGGAUAGUGAUGUGGUAGGAACUUUCGGAUAUCUUGCCCCGGAGUAUUUCAUGUAUGGCAAAGUCAGCGACAAGAUCGACGUGUAUGCGUUUGGCGUGGUUCUGCUAGAGUUGUUGUCGGGAAGGAAGCCUAUCGUCAAUGGCACAGAAAAUGCAAAGACUCAACAGAGUUUGAUCAUGUGGGCAAUGCCUAAACUAAAAAAUGGAGACUUAAGAAGCAUAUUAGAUCCAAAUCUGAAUGAAAAUGUCGAUGAAGAUCGAAUGCAAAGAAUGGCUCUAGCGGCGCGGCUAUGUCUCACUCGAGCAGCCCGGCUUCGCCCCAACAUGAGACAGAUACUGCACAUUCUUGUCGAUGGAGUGGAGUGUUGCGACGGGUGGGAAACUGAAGAAGACGACGACAAUGAUAACGAGGAUGAUGAAGUUUAUCCGGAAUCAAGUGCAGAAUCGCAUCUAAGCGUAGUCCUCGGUUUGCUCGAUGACGACGACAAAUCUACGUCGUUUGAUGGCGGGAGCAGCAGCAGCAAUACAGAUCCAAACAGCCCACAUCUUUCCCAUAGACAGUGUGUGGAAGAGUUUAUGAUGAAGAAGAGAUGGAGCAGAUGAUCAAGUGUAUGUGUAUGUGUAUCUGGAGUAGUAUUGUCAGGUCUCUGUAUUGUAAACACUGUUGCAUCAAAAGGCCAAAUUUGAAUCAAGAAAAUGAUCAUUGACAAUAAAGCAUCGAAUGGGCUCAGUAGAACAUGAUCAACAAGUAGUCCACUAGGCCCAUAUAAUGAUGUACUGCUCCCUUUCUAUUAGAUUCCCAAUGUCGUCAGUGCGUCACACAAGUCGCAUUAGCAAAUUUUAAAAACACGCUUUUCAGAUUCUACAUAUAUAUAUAUAGUAGAGUAUUAUAUACGACCGCUUUUCGCGAAAGGCCACCCAUUUUCAGUUUCAGGUAUUUCGAUUUCGAUCCCAUUUCCAAAUAUCGAAGCCUCGCAGCGCACCCAACUUUGCCUAGGGUUUCUGGAAAUCAUGUCGACCGCGGAUUCUGGAGCGAGGUUGAUCGUCCUCAAGAGUUCUGAUGGCGAGACAUUCGAGGUUGAGGAGGCUGUUGCCCUUGAA